Didymodactylos carnosus is the source of this 1772-nucleotide messenger RNA. NCBI's taxonomy places the organism in Eukaryota, Metazoa, Rotifera, Eurotatoria, Philodinida, Philodinidae. The record is from the annotation of a GenBank genome assembly.
AAAGCCUAAAAGGAUUUAUCCCCAUGGCUCUUGAAGACCCGUUUUUCUGGAAAAUCAGUUCCCAGAAACUGUAAAAAAAUAAUCAAAGCGUUUUCUAAUGAGGUAUAAUUGUAGCCCGAAAAUUUCUGAUUAAAAUGAGACGUCUCCCAGCUCUACACUUCUUUGCAAAGUUAUAGAAUUUACAAGAAACGCCCUAAAUGAUCAUUGCCAGCUCAAAGCUACAGAAAUAAGAAGAAAUCAAUUUAGGGUAUUUCUUGUAAAUUCUCGAACUUUGCAAAGAAAGAUCGUCUAGAGCUGGAAGACGUCUCAUUUUAAUCAGAAAUAUGCGGGCUACAAUCAUGCCUCAUUAAGAAACGUUUUGAUUAUUUUUUGGAAUUUCUGGAAACUGGUUUUCCAGAAAAACGGGUCUUCAAGAGCCAUGGGGAUAAAUCCUUUUAGGCUUUUCACUAUCUCGAUAUUGGCUAUCGAUUAAUGUGUGUUUGAAAGAAAUUGGGAUUGGACAGCUGGGAAUGUACUCUCGUUGUUUACUUAGCUAAUAGUAACUAUAUUAGUUACCCGUUACUGAUAACAGGUAACUGCAUUAGUUACUUCUUUACUAGUAACGAGUAACUAAAGAUAAAGUAACGCCCAAUAACAAGUAAAGUGCCACCCCUAAUUUUAGGUGAUCGAUAUGAAAAUGGACGAAAACAUAUUCUUGUUGAUGAAGUUGAUUCAAUGUUAUUAGAUAAAGGAAAUUGUGUUUUAUAUUUGUCACAUCAGCCAUCAAAUUUAGAUUCAUUAGAAUCUGUUUAUAUUUUCAUUUGGCAAAUGAUUGUAUUGAAUGCAGUUAAUGGAAAAUAUUCAUCAAUUUUGGAAAUUAAAAAAAUUGUUUUACACAAUUUAUAUUCAAUUUUAGAUAAAAAUGAAUUAUAUAAAUUAACAAAAAAUUAUGAAAUAAUUGAAGAAAUAUGGAAUGAAUUAAUUGAAAAUAAUAAUAUUGAUAAUUUAGGUAAAAUUUUAUCAUCUGAAAAUAUUAAAUUUGAAAAUGAAAAUUUAAAUGAAUUUUUGAAACCACUAAAAUUUUUAUUUGAUGAAAUUAUUAAUUAUGAAAAACGAAUUCAAAUACCAAAUUAUUUAAAAUUAUUUGUUGAACAACAUUUAACUACAUGGAUUCAAAGUGGAAUAAAAGCAUUUGAAAUGGAAGAAGGUCGAAAUUAUAUUAUUGAUGUUGAUAAAAAUUUAACAAAAUUAGAUAAACAUCCAAAUAUAAUAAUUAUUGAUUGUGAUACCGGUGUUGAUCAAAUAAAUAGUCAAUGGAAUGAAUGUUUACAUCAAUUUUUACAAUUAAAACAUCAAUGUAAAACAUCAUUGAUCAAUUUAAAAGCUGUUUUUAUUUCAAAUAUAACAUUUUUUAAUAUGUAUACAAAUAUUUAUGGUUUAAGUGGAACAUUGGGCUCAGAAAGUGAACGUGAGUUUUUAAAAAUAACAUAUGAUGUUGAUUUUAUUACUAUUCCCGUUGCAUUAACAAGUAGAUUCAAAGAAUAUCAACCAAUUGUUUGUAAAAAUAUUGAACAAUGGAGAAAAACAAUUGUUGAAACAGCAAUGAAAAUAGUCACAGGAAAAAAUAAACGAUCAAUUAUAAUUAUUUGUGAAACAAUUAAAGAUGUUGAACAAAUAAAACAAUCGUUUAAACAAUAUUCUGAAGAAGAAGAACAACAAAACAAAGAGAGUAACAGUAGCAAUUUUGAUGAUUGUCCCGAUUCGUCUGAGACAUAUAAUAACACUGAAACGAA